AUGCCUUCCGAAAAGGAAAUUAAUAAAGUCAUCAAGGAUAACUUAUCACAUCCGCCAGAUGUUAUUAAAUAUCACAUUACAACUGGGUAUUUGUUGCAAAUGACCCUGUUCUUUAUACUCAAAUGUCUAUGGGAAACGAGUGAGUUUGGUUGCCAUUAUAAAUUUAUUAGGAAGGAGAAAUAUAACUGA
Messenger RNA from Theileria orientalis strain Shintoku, 189 nucleotides. RefSeq lists its product as hypothetical. The transcript has 3 exons. The record is from RefSeq and is a predicted model, not a curated record. Bases 1 to 189 code for a protein of 62 amino acids. Lineage: Eukaryota; Apicomplexa; Aconoidasida; Piroplasmida; Theileriidae.